Molecule: messenger RNA, 693 nt
Organism: Trichomonas vaginalis G3
Lineage: Eukaryota; Parabasalia; Trichomonadida; Trichomonadidae
Product: serine threonine-protein phosphatase family
Exons: 1
Coding region: 1-693 (230 amino acids)
Cellular component (GO): cytoplasm; nucleus
Molecular function (GO): protein serine/threonine phosphatase activity
Source: RefSeq, a predicted model, not a curated record
AUGUGCGAAUUACCUACCUUUGUGCUUAGUACCUACAAUCAAGUAUUCAUGCUAACUGAAGAAUCAAUCACUGAUUUAGGAGACAGUGUCCUUAUUCCAAGACUCCCAAUGAACGAACUUUUACAAUUGAAUUCAGAGGUCAUACAUAGAUUAUCAAAUAAGAGAGCAGUGGAGUAUAUUUCCGGACCCGUUGCAAUGAUUGGAGAUAUACACGGCAAUUUACGCGAAUUAAUCAGAGCUUUUAUUGUGAAUGGAAUGCUACCUAAGACCAAAUAUGUAUUUCUCGGUGAUUAUGUAGAUAGGAAUGAGUUCUCAGUAGAAGUUAUCACACUUUUAUUCUCAUUAUAUUGUCUUUACCCCGAACAUAUUGUUUUACUUCGUGGAAAUCAUGAAUGUAGAUCUACAAAUGCAAAUUAUGGUUUCAAACAGCAAGUUUUAGAUUUUUAUCACAGCGAAGAUCUAUGGGAAUCCUUUAAUUCUGUCUUUGAUUAUUUGCCCAUAGCCGCUGUCGUAAACAACACAUAUUUUUGCGUCCACGGUGGUAUAUCACCAUCAAUAACAUCAGUCGAAAAGUUAGCUUCGCACACACUCCCGAUAUAUCAUGUUUCGGAAAGGGCUUCAGAGGUCAAUCGAUUACAUAUGGAACUUACGCAGCUUUCGACUUCUUAUCAAAUAAUGGAUUAUCAGCUAUAA